UUAAUUCCAAACAAACUGUACAGUGUGUGCCCACACAAAAAUACAAAUUCUAAUAAUAGCUUCUGGUUUAGAAACCGCAGGAUCUGUGUUGGUUCACUACCAAGGCCAAGGCUGUCGCUUCAUUAUUCAUUGUGAGUUUGCCUCUGCAUAAAGCCACAAAAAUGGUGCUUUCGCUAGACCGCUGGGUCGGAAAAGUCGCGGUAGUGACAGGUGCAAGUUCUGGAAUAGGUGCUGCUAUUGCACAGUUCCUCGUAGACAAAGGAUUAAUAGUCGCUGGUUUAGCUCGUCGUUCCGAACUCGUCGACGCAAAAGCCAAAGAGCUUUCUGGCAAAACAGGAAAACUGUAUGCUAUCAAAACUGACCUCGCAAAAGAAGAAGAUAUUCUGAAUGCGUUCAAGUGGAUUGAAGAAAAUUUGGGCCAUGUUCAUAUCCUUAUCAACAAUGCUGGUCUUUUUAAAGACAAUUUGUUGAGAAAUGGAGAUGCAGCGAUCUGGAAACAAACUUUCGAUGUAAAUGUUUUGGGGUUGUGCAUUGCAACUCGAGAGGCUAUUAAGAUAAUGUCUGCUAAUAACAUCAACGGCCAUAUUAUUCAUAUCAACAGUGUAGUAGGUCAUAAAGUGCUGCCUUUUCCAGGAAUUAAUGUUUAUCCUGCGAGUAAACACGCAGUGACUGCUCUAACUGAGACUCUGAGGCAUGAACUGAACGCUGUGAACUCUAAAAUUAAAACAACGAGUAUUAGUCCUGGGUUAACCGAUAGUGAAAUGACAACUUUGAAUACCGAGCUUAGUCAAGAGCGUCAAAACUUAUUUAAAUCUUUGCCAGCACUAAAGGGAGAAGACGUUGCGGAAGCUGUAGGAUACGUAUUAUCUACUUCUGAAAAUGUUCAGAUUAAUGAAUUGACUAUCACACCUGUUGGAGAGUAAUUUUAUAUAGUUGGAUUCAUGUAUCUUUUGACACACGUGACCGAAGUAUCAUACAACCUCAGACCGUACCUAUCAUAAGAAUCUUUGUUUUAAGGAUUACAAAAACGAAGAGCCAGACAAAUAGUAUGUCUACCGAAAUUAGGCCAAAUUACUCUCUACGUCCGUUAUUCUCUUCCACAAAGUUCCUUGAAUUAGAAAAAGAUAAAAUACGUAAUAAAUGCGUCCGCAUAGUGCGACAGGCACUGAUGUAGUCAAUUUAGUGACUGAUAAUAAUUCAUCGAUUUUUCAUCAAAUGUCAUUGUCAUUUUUGGUUUUACUCAGAGUGGUCAAUCGCAGUUUUUCGUUGUUCUAUUCAAGUUUUCUAUUCAGAUCUUCGUAAAGUUCGUUGGUUGUUAGGAUUCUUGUUUCGUUGUCCUAUUUUUUAUGUGUUGUUAUCUUAUUUCUUGUUCGUGUUUGGUCUACAACAUGACGGGCAAACGUUUGAGGUCCCGCGCCCAGGUCGUCGUGUCCAACUUUAUAGAGUAUUUUGCUCUUGAGAAGGAAAACGGUGGUCCUUUAAUCUCAUUAAAUGGUACAGAACGAGUAAGUAAGUAAAAACCACUUGAAGGUUCGUGGUUAAUAAUUUCGCUCAAAUUUUUAGCGAGUUGCAGAUGCUCUAGGCGUUACUCGCCGAACGGUUUCGAAGAUUAAAAUUCGAAAAGAAACACUCGGCGUCGUUCUCAGUCCGACAAAAUCACGACCCAAUCGGAAAGCACCGAAACCAAAAGACCUGCCUGAGCUCACAGAUUUGUGUCAUGUUGACGUUAUGAACAUUGUCAUCUUUUUGACUAAUUACUACAAAGUAACAGUUAUUAGUUCGGACGUUCGCUUUUGGUCACGUGUGUAAAAAGAUACAUGAAUCCAACUAUACGCACUACCAAUUUUUUAUAACCAUUUUUCAAUAUUUUUCUAACAUAAUAGACAUUUAGAACAACAAAAACAUGUUCUUGGAAGAGCAAGCUGGUUUUCUUACCAUCUGGUACGGUCAGUGGGGAAACACAAAGAGAGUUUGCGCAUCUAACGUCAAGUUGAUGGCGUUUUCUUUGAAGUCAGAUGAAUGGUUAGAAUAUACUUUUAUACAUCUGAUUUGUCCAUUUCAUGACGAUUUGCAUAUAAACUUUACCCAUUAAAAAAUUGAUGAUGAA
This is a messenger RNA of Zophobas morio, 2107 nucleotides long. Its product is annotated as farnesol dehydrogenase-like. Lineage: Eukaryota; Metazoa; Arthropoda; Insecta; Coleoptera; Tenebrionidae. The record is from RefSeq and is a predicted model, not a curated record. Bases 162 to 923 code for a protein of 253 amino acids. Gene Ontology annotation, molecular function: oxidoreductase activity. The transcript is spliced from 4 exons.